GAUUCUUUUCAUAUAUUAAGGCCCAACGUGUUCCGGGAUGCUUCCUUCCCUCUGCACGUUCAAUGGAUUCUGAUCUCCUUGCUACGACGGAAGCUGCACCGGACCCAUUUUCCUUAAUUGAAGUUGUAACAGCAACCAGGCCAGUCGCGGUGACAUUAGAAGCCAUUCCAACGAGUUUGUUAUUCACCGCAACCACAAAUUGGGAUUUUUCUUCCAGUUCAGCAAGUACUGACGUGACAACCACGGCACCGCCCGUCAGCUCAUCACUUGGAGCUUCAAUCACACUUUUCGAGAAUAGUUCGGUAUUAGCAACCGAAGGUGGGCCCUCAUCAAGCCCCACUCUUGAGAGUUCCUCAUCCAGCACCUACUAUUGGAGUUUCCCAAACAGUGGAGUAUCGCCAACUUCAAGCUCGGUAUUCACAACCGAAAGUAAGACCUCAUCAAGUCCGACGAUUAAGAGCUCCUCAUCCAGCACCUACAAUUGGAGCUCCCUAGCCACUGAAGUAUCACCAACUUCAACUGAAUCCGACAUCAGUACCGCAUCGGUAACUUCGGCCAUUGACAUCACAUCGGUCCCUACACCGAAGUCAGCGCCUACCUCAAGCCUACAGGGUAUCAUGUCUACUAUCCAGCCGGCUAUUCCACCUACUGCACCUCCUACAUCAGAAACGCCACCCUUGACAACAGAGGACCCGGGAACAUCACCGACAAAUCCUGAGAACCCAUGGAGCCCUGGAGGGACAUCUCCGCCCUCGUCUAGUGGGAAUUCGCCAGUUGCAUCAGAGGUACCGAGCGGUUCCGGCUGGCCAACAUCGACAAAUGGAGGGGGCGCCCAAGUACCAGGCCGCAGUGAAUCAGCAGCUUCUGUGCCUAUAGUGCUGCAAUCAUCCCCCACCAUAUCUGGUGAUUUAGUUACUGGAGUGUCACAGCUGUCUCCAAGCGCAGUCAUCACGCCAACAUCCAGUAUACCCGCAGCAACCCCUUCGCCAACCUCUUUAAGCGAAUGUUACAACCAGUGCUCGCAGAGGUUUGGUAUGACACAGAAUACGCGUGGACAACUGCUAUCCUGUCGACUGGCCUGUCAAGCGGCAUGGGGUAUAAGCUCGACUCGUUGGAAUGUGGCGAGCACCUGGUGGUCGACGCAAAGCACCCCUACCCCACCCACAAAUUCAUGGCCCAACUCGGGUGAACCAGGUGGUUCGUCUGGGAAUGGGGCAUCAUCGCCAGUUGUCAGCGGCGUUUCGGAUCUCGGCGGGUCCCCCAGUCUGACGUAUCCAAUUGCGGCCAGCAGUACGGCAGCAGCUGUCGUACCACCACUGCUUCCACCUCAACAGGUCACUGUUGUCCAGCCAGGACCGACAGUUGUAGAUCCCGGACCAACGAUUACACCACCACCCACUGAUUCGGGUUCCAAUCAUCUAGGAGCACUCUUGGGAGGUAUCAUUGGUGGUGCUGUUGGGGCUGCUGUCCUGACAUCCAUAGCAGUUGUUACGGGUCUCAAAGCCAUGCGCGCACGAAGAGCGGCCGGAGGACAUUCCAAUUAUCCUGGACGUGUUGAGAUGAACGUCCCACUAGCUGCCAAUAAAUUCGACCCAGGGCGUCCACCCGCUGGACCAGAGGGCAGAAGUUCGGCUACGAUGCUACAUAUCCCACCAGGGGAAAUCAGUUCAAGGCCUAGCACGCCGUCAUUGGGUGGUGGCGACAAUAUAGACCGAGUUCCUUCUAGCGUGCGAAUACACCCUCCAUCCGACACGGGAAGCACACACUUGUCCCCGCCUUCGCGCGUGACAUCUACAAUGGGUGAUUCUCAUACAGUCGAUAUUGAUUCUGCCAAUAUAGGCGCCGGCAAUGUAGAGGAAGACUUGCACGAAUCGCUUGAUUUCCCACCACCCUAUGAAGAUGUUGCGGGGCAUAUUCUCGGUCCUGGGCUAUUUGCUGCUGGAGCCUCUUCCUCAGGUCACGAAUCAGUAUCAGAUCGUUCUUCGUCUAGGUAUGAUCAAUCCCUUUCGCCGACUCCUUUGACGAGACUCGAGAGCCGACCAACCGUUUCAACAACAUCGAGUUCAAAGGCCACUGGUUUGUCUCCCAUGUCCAGUAUACCCUCACCUUCGUCAUCUUCUGUCGGGUCUCCCGCUGCUAUACCAAGCUCAAAGGCAUCCGCUUUUUCCCAGCAAUCCGCCGCAGCAUCAGCUGCUUCCAGUGCGUCCAAUCCUUCAGUAUUCAUUGCCCAAAACAUCCCGACCAAAACUGGCGAAUUUCUCCCAACUUCGGCAGACGAGAUCCCACUUCGAAAUGGCGAUACAGUUACGAUUCUUGAAUCAUUCCAAGAUGGGUGGUGUCGUGUCCGAAACUGGUCAAGAGGCGAUGUCAUUGGAAUGGUGCCAAAGAUGUUUUUGGCACCGGCGCCAGUGCCCAGAGGAAAAGGGGGUCAAAGUGGGCUGGGAUACGCAGAUCCUUUUAUACCCGGUUGAUGAAUUCGUUGAUCAGAGAUAUGAUAUGAAAAGGAAAAUCUGUGAGAUGAGCGUCCGUUGGGCAGUAAAGUAGCUAGCCAGGUAAAAAGGGAUGUCAUGAACAAAGAAACUGUAUUGCACGUCUAUAUAGUCAUGGCACAACUGUACAUUAAAAACUUUCUACAACAAAGCACAAUAGUCACA
Molecule: messenger RNA, 2654 nt
Organism: Spizellomyces punctatus DAOM BR117
Lineage: Eukaryota; Fungi; Chytridiomycota; Chytridiomycetes; Spizellomycetales; Spizellomycetaceae
Exons: 3
Coding region: 63-2471 (802 amino acids)
Molecular function (GO): protein binding
Source: RefSeq, a predicted model, not a curated record